AAAUUAGGGAAAAGCAAGCAGACAGCUACACACAAUACACUCUCUCCCAUUCCUUCUUCUCUUCUAAACGUUAAUUAUUCUCUCUCAUCUAAUAAUCAUAAUCUUCCAUGUUCCUCUUUUCUCAGUUUUCUGCUUCUUCCUCAUAGUCUCUCUCUUCAUCUAAUCACUGAUCAUGGCGGCUACGUUUGAUGGAUUCUCCAUAAGGGACUACACAUCCAAGAUGAGGUCCAUCGAUGUUUUCAAGUGCUGGCCCUUCGCAUCCACCUCCUCACGUGAUACGUCACGUGAGGAGGUUCAGUCGUGGCUUCCGCCCAUGAAUCCGUGCCCUAGAUCCGACGAUUUCAACGACAGCCACGCCCAAAAUCUGGAGAAUCCGCCUUCUGCUGCGGAAGUUUCGAGAACCGAUGGCGACGGAGAUUGCAGCGAAGAGGAAUCUGCAGAAUCUAUGGAUUUCGAGAAAUCUGCGCCUCCUUCCGACUCCAACAACAACGAGGAUGAAAAAUUGGAGAUGGUUUGUCCGGUGUGCCGCGAAUUCAACGCCGUGACGCUCACGGCGGUGAACGCACACAUCGACGGAUGUCUCGCGCAGACGAUGAGAGAGGAGCGUCGCCACAUGAGGAUUAUGAAUUUGAAAUCUUCCUCGUCGAAGUCGAAGCCACUGAAGAAGCGCUCUAUCGCUGAGAUUUUCAAGGUGGAGGAGCAACAACAGCCUCCACGGCCACAGCUGCAGCCGCCGCCGUUGCCGCAAAUCGAGAGCGUGUUGAAGUUCUGGCCGUUCCGCAAGGGCGAGGCGAAUGAUGUUUCGAUUACCUCGAUUACCGUUACGAAGUUCGAGUGGCUCUCUCGGCGGCUUGAGGCGCUGAGAUCCAGGCCCACGCCCAGAGGUGGCGAGGUGAAAUCGGACCAAGGAGAAUCCUCCGAGGAGAAGAUGGAGAUGGUGUGUCCUGUUUGUCGGGAUUUCAACGCCGCCACGGUGACGGCAGUAAACGCGCACAUAGACGGUUGCCUAGCACAGGCUGUCAGGGAGGAACGGCGGCAGAUGAGAAGGACGACUGUUAAUUGCAAGCCCAUACCUAAGGCGCCUCCCAAACCUAAGGUGCCAAAGAAGCGCUCGAUCGCGGAGAUUCUCACUGUGGCACCACCGUUCGAAGCCAGCAAAAGGAAAGCGAUUCAGGUUGAGGAAGAAGAUGAGGAGAAAUCCGAUUAUGGCUAUUCAGGUGGAGAUUCAACUAGUUCCGCCACUCCUGCUCCUUAUGCUACUGUUGCUAGUCCCGUUGCUUCGGUAAUUAAGAACAACAAGAGUACGAUGAAGAAUAGGAACAAGAAAAAGUUGAAGAAGAAAAGCAAGGUGGAGAAGCACGGUGAUAGUGGUGUGUGGUUCGUGAACCAUGAGAAGAAGACAGUUGUGAGCAAGAAGAAGAGGAAGAAAAAGAAGAAUGCCUUCAACAACGUACCAACUGGGAACAAGGAUGAUGCUUACGAGCGCAUGGUGCAAAAUGCAGUUAAUAGUUCCAGAAAACUAAAAGGUACAAUUGAUAAUAAAAUGCUUCCACUUCAUGAGGUUGAUCCUUCUAUCGAUAGAAAGAAACAAGUUAAAAACUGUGACUCAGUUGGAAAGCAACCAAAAGCAGUAUCUCCUGUUCAUGGCAUUCUUAAGAACCACUUCAAACAUGUUUCUGAAAAGACAUCAAGUGGCAGUAGUAUUGGAGAUGGUACUGAAGAAAGCCAUGAUAAUGAUCAAGAGCCAACCUCGAACAGACAUGUGAAAUUCUCUGGCAAAGAUGAUAUACUUGGUCCAAAAAAGACAAAUUCAUUUGAUGAAACCAUGUUCAAGUUAUCUUCAGAUGCGCUGGCUUCUUCAAUAGUAAAGGAGAAGUCUUCUGGAAGUGAUGAAGAAACUGCAAGUUUGGAGCCAAACAGAAAUUAUGAUCAUAUUGCCGUUAAUAUAGACAGAGACAAGAGAGAGGAGGUUUGCCCUAUAGUUGAAAGUAAACAGUUUUCUAACACUCUGGAACAAGAUACCGUACAAAGCUUCUUGAAGCCUUGUAUCAAUCAAGAGAAGUCGAAGCAGUUAGAAGAGAAGUCAGAAUUGUUGACCAAGGUGGCAGUUUGUGACAAUAUUGAUUCACAGUUUUUUUAUGGAGGCAACAGAACUACCCUGCAUUGUUCUCCAUAUGCCGACAUUUCUAGACCUCUUUCUGCAGUCCAAGAAGAGCAGAUGUCUGGUAUCAAUACACAAGUGUGUGAAUCUGGAUCUUUCAGCUACAGUGGGAAGUUGGACCAUUUGGAUGAUCCACAGGUUGAUGCUGUUAACUCAAAUGAAAAUACAGAGACAUUUCUGGAGCCUUCUUCAUCUUAUUCUGCUUCAUAUAAUGCAAAUGAAAAACCGGAAUCUCCGUUGCAAACUUAUGGAGAUAAAGAUAAUAGUGGCGAGGCCUUGGGUGACAGACAGUUUUCUCGUAUGCUUUCUGCAGAUAUGAUUGAUAACUCAUUCCCCAUUACAGGCUGGGAGAAAGGAAGUGACAAAAAUAGCUGUUUGGAUCCGAAUUUUUUUGGUUUGCCACUCAAUUCUCAUGGUGAGCUAAUCAAUUUCAGUUCAAGUGGAGACUUAAGGAUCAACCAGUCAGAUACAUCAAGUACAUUACGUGGCUCUUUUAGUGGCUUACCCAUUAAUAAUAUUCUCCAUCAAAAUAACCAGGAAAAUUUAAGCAUUAAUGAAAAUCAUGUUGUUCAGAAGACAUUUCCAAAAGAUUGUCUUAAUCCAUUUCCACAUCAUCCAACCCGAUUACCUGUCACCGAGUUACAAUCUAGAGAGAGAGAAGAUAUCCACCGACCUAAUUCUUCAGAUAUGUGUUCCGGUCACUAUGUCCCGCCACUUAAUUCAGAGUUGAACCGUAAGAAAAACUCAUUCAUUGAACAGAAUCCAUAUAACCGGGUCAGGAAUCAUAAUGGAAAUGGGGUGGUUUCUCUGAAAGAAGAUUCAGAUCAUAUCUCACCAAGUUCCAACCAACCAACAAUGAGGUUGAUGGGUAAAGAUGUUCCAAUUGGUAGAAGCAGCCAAGAGAUGCAACAAUUUGCGGGAGAUGUUUGGCCUGAUGAGGAAUCCAGAAGAAGGAAUUAUUCUGAAUAUGCUGCUUUAGAUCACUCUUUAUUGGGAAGAAGUUCUAAGCAGAAUUGGGCAUCUGGUUCACCUUUACAAAUAUCAGCUGACAAUGUAUUGCAAUCAGCAAAAAUUCAAAGCAAUCAAGCAGCACAAAGCACCAUAUUGAUGAGCAGUACAUACUCUGGAUUCUCUCAACAGUUUAUUGAUCGGCUAGGUAAUCAUGUAUCUCAAAAUGGAAGUCUUGGAGUCAACAGAAAUGCCAGUUCUUAUUUCAAUCCCAUUACUCAAAAGUCUAGUUCGUAUUCAGUAUUUAAUGGUGCAUCCAAUGACUUUUCAGAGCAGUUUAUACCUGGAGCUAAACCUCUAGGAUUGAUCUCUCAAUCAGUGGUACUACCUACUCCUGGCAAUUUUAGUCACUCGCCUCAUGUAACCAAUGGUGAGCUGAAUGACAAGAACACAAAUCCCCAUGUUACAAAAUCAGCCUUUGGAUUUCCUUUCUUGCAGCCAACUGUGAAUGAACAGGCCAAAACAUCUUGGUUUCAUAGUCCCUACAGAAGUUCACCAUCGUGGUUGUCAAGCUCAACAGAUGAAAUGCUACCAGGGACCUUUUCUCGGCAAUUUUCUGCUUCAAUUAGUCAAAAUUUUCCUCAAAAUCUGUGGGGAAAUAAUUUCACUACUCCAUUUGUGAAUCAUUCAGCAGAAGUUCGCUUUCCUUCUAAUCAUCUGACUUCUCUAGGUCCCAUGCAGACAACUCCUCUUUCUCCAUCAUCAAUUGUUCAUCCUCUACAUUUUCCAGUUACACCCUCUACCAUAAAUAGUGGUAACAGAAACAUAAAUAAGGUUGCUGACAGAUUGAAGUUUGAUGAGCAUCAUCUGUGCGCAAAUACCAGGAAGAAUCCUGCAGCCGCAGCCAAUCUUGAUGAUUCCAGGUUACCGAAUAUACAAGUGCAAGAAAACUUGAGUCGUAUGACUAGGUUGCCUGAAGAAAAGUCAAGCGUGGAAUUGCAACGAAACACAAGAGCACUCGAACUGGAUCCGCACAUGGGCAGUGCUAGGAGUAGGUGUUGUCAGCAUGAAGCACAAAAUCAAAAUCCUGGAAGUUAUCCUGCUGUGAAUUCUUUUAAACUGGACAGCAUGGUAACAUCAGGUCCUGUCCGACUUGGUCCUAAAAGAGCGAAGCACAUCCUAAAUUCCUCUUAAAACAUGGAUCAGGAUUACAAGCUAUUCUGCCAUAUUCUCACCUGCGAUGAUUACUGACAGUGAUAGUGAUGUAGAAAUUCAGAGAAAAUUGACAAAAGUAUACUGAUUUUAGGUGUAAGUUAUAUCAUUUUAUCAUAUCUGUUUCUCCUCCUCCAUAGUAUAUAUCCAUUUGAGAACAUAACAGGAUUGUCCAUGUAUCAAUAUUGUCAGGUUGCUGAAACCGGUGGAAAAUUGAUAUAAUUCCAUCCAGUCUUUUGAUACAUCCAGCUCUCAGUUUUGAAGUUUUAUGCCCUUUGCAGAAUUUUGUCCCCAAAGAAUGACGCUUUGGAUAUCUAUCUCUAAUUUUGAGCCUGGUAUUCCCCACAUGGCAAAUAUAUGAUGUGCUUAUUUUUGAUACAGCAGAAAGGAAAGAAAGAUGGGAUUUAUAAUAAGGGAAUAGUCCAUCUCUCUUAACCUAUUCAAUAAAACUUGAAUUUGAGGCUUUA
Glycine soja is the source of this 4788-nucleotide messenger RNA. RefSeq lists its product as uncharacterized. Gene Ontology annotation, molecular function: DNA binding. The transcript has 3 exons. The record is from RefSeq and is a predicted model, not a curated record. Gene Ontology annotation, biological process: DNA repair. Lineage: Eukaryota; Viridiplantae; Streptophyta; Magnoliopsida; Fabales; Fabaceae. The coding region runs from base 173 to 4303 and encodes 1376 amino acids.